Mobula hypostoma (lesser devil ray) is the source of this 5965-nucleotide messenger RNA. RefSeq names its product copper-transporting ATPase 2-like. The record is from RefSeq and is a predicted model, not a curated record. Bases 100 to 4800 code for a protein of 1566 amino acids. The transcript has 22 exons. Gene Ontology annotation, biological process: copper ion homeostasis; monoatomic cation transport. Lineage: Eukaryota; Metazoa; Chordata; Chondrichthyes; Myliobatiformes; Myliobatidae. Gene Ontology annotation, cellular component: membrane. Gene Ontology annotation, molecular function: ATP binding; copper ion binding; ATP hydrolysis activity.
UCUGUUUACCUGGACUUCAUAGCAGGAGUUCUUUCUUGUCAAAGGGUACACAGGGUUUUUGAUAUUUUACGCUUUCACUGAAUAGUUGAGAAAGCAGCAAUGAAAGGAUCUAAAAAUGAAACCAUGCACAAUGAGGUUCAAGACCAAGCCAAGGCAGAUAGCAUGGGUUCCGAACGGGGUGACAAUGAUGCUUUAUCUCCAGUUUCUGGAAAUGCACUUCAGUCACCUGUCACUACAAGCACUUGGGCACAGCAUGGAAGGGAUAAGAACUUGCUGCUCUGUGAUGAAAGCAACCUUUCACAGGUGUGUGAUUCUAGCAAAGAAGAGGCAAAUUCAGCUCAGGUGCCUUUAGGAAAACACAAUGAUACUCUUGUCUACACUUCUACAGAACAAAGCCCGAAGUCUUUACAGUACAGCAUCAAUAACGUUGGACUGGAGGCCAGCCUGAGUGAACUAUUUCCUCUACCAGUUGGGAUCAGCAAUGUUUAUAUCAAUAUUGUUGGCAUGACUUGCCAGUCAUGUGUGCAGUCAAUAGAGGGACACAUUUCUAAACAGAAUGGCAUUGUUAGUAUUAGGGUGUCUCUCAAACACAAUACUGCUCUGGUGCAGUAUGAACCAACGAUAAUCACCGCUCAACAGAUAUGUGAGGCAAUUGAUGACAUGGGCUUUGAAGCAUUUCUCUCUAAUCAAGAUCCACCUCUGCUUGAGAAGAAAGUUCAUUUACCCAUUGAAGCAAUGGUGAAAAUCAAGGUGGAAGGUAUGACUUGCCAUUCUUGUGUAAGCUCAAUUGAAAACAAAAUCCGAAAGCUGCGUGGUGUGAAUCGAGUUACAGUCUCCCUUAACAACCAAGAAGCAGUUAUAAUUUACCAGCCUCAGGUGAUUCAACCCGAAGAGCUUCAAAACCAAAUUAAUGACGCGGGUUUUCAAGCCACGAUCAAGAGCAGGACCCGCUCUCUGAAACGAGGUGUGAACAGCUCACAAGAUGGUAAACAAAAUAAACCAGUGAAAUCAAAGAAGGCAGCAUCACGUUCUGCCAGGAACCCCAUGACAGUAACUUUCUGCAUAGAGGGGAUGCAUUGCAAGUCCUGUGUCUGUAACAUUGAAGGAAAUGUCAGCGAGCUCCCAGGAGUGCAAAGUAUCACAGUGUCUUUGGAGGAAAAAAAAGCUAUUGCAAAGUAUGAUCCUCUCUUGACUAAUCCAGCAUCAUUAAAAUCAGCUAUAGAGGCUUUACCACCAGGAAAAUUUAAAGUAUAUCUUCCAAAUGGAAUGGAAAUGAGAAGUGAGACUUCUUUAUCAAUUCCACUGACACCAUUAAUACAUGAGCCAAAUGGUAGUAUUCAAAAACACUUUCAAACUUCCACCAUCACAACUGCCUUCAACAUUGGAGGAAUAGCUCAUAAUUUUUCCAUCCAGUCUAUAGAGAGUGAGAUCUCCAAGAGAAAAGGGGUGAAAUCAAUUGAAGUUUCAGCAGCUGAACAGCAAGCAACAAUCCACUUUGACCCAGCAUUAACAAACUCAGAGGAACUGAAAACUGCCAUAAAUGAGAUGGGGUUUAUUGCCUCUGUGUCUGAAUCUUCAAGUCAUUCCAAUACAACAAACAAUGAACAGUCUGCUGAAAGGAAGGAUCAAGCUUUGCCAUCUAAAGAGUAUGUCCUUGAGUUUCUGCUGCCCAGGACCAGGUCCAGUAGCCAAAAUAAUGAAGACCCUGUGGCAACAGAGAAAUGUUUCCUACAGAUUACUGGUAUGACUUGUGCUUCUUGUGUUGCCAAUAUUGAAAGAAAUCUUCAAAAAAAAGAAGGUAUACAUUCCAUUCUGGUAGCACUAAUGGCAGGAAAAGCAGAAGUGAAAUAUAACCCGGAUAUCAUCCAACCUACUGCCAUUGCAGAAUUAAUCAAAGAUUUAGGUUUUGGUGCUACCGUGAUAGAAGACACAUCUUCAGCUGGAAAGCUAGAACUCAAUGUUACAGGAAUGACUUGUGCUUCUUGUGUUCACAAUAUUGAAUCAAACUUAUCAAGAGUUGAUGGCAUUUUGUAUGUGUCAGUAGUCCUUGCCACCAGCAAAGCCUACAUCCAGCUGGAUCCAGAACUAUUGGGCCCACGUGAUGUCAUCAGGAUAAUUCAGGGACUUGGCUUUGGAGCAUCUGUGGUCAAAAGAGAUACAGCAGUAAAUAAUCUGGACCAUAAAGAGGAAAUAAGACAGUGGAGGAAGUCCUUCUCGUUUAGCCUUGUUUUUGGCAUCCCUGUCUUUGGCCUAAUGAUAUACAUGAUAGUGAUGGACAAGCACAGUGGCUCCAUGCCUCCAGAACAAAACAUUAUUCCGGGUUUAUCGCUUCUUAAUCUGGUUUUCUUUAUUCUGUGUACUCCUGUUCAGUUUAUUGGAGGAUGGUACUUCUACGUACAAGCCUACAAGUCUCUUAAGCAUAAAUCUGCCAAUAUGGAUGUGCUCAUCGUUCUGGCUACUACUGUUGCAUAUCUGUACUCCUGUGUAAUACUGAUUGUGGCCAUCGCUGAAAGGGCAGAACAGAGUCCAGUGACUUUCUUUGAUACUCCACCAAUGCUGUUUGUCUUCAUUGCCUUGGGGAGAUGGCUGGAGCAUGUAGCAAAGAGUAAGACUUCAGAAGCUCUUGCCAAGCUGCUAUCCCUUCAAGCUACGGAGGCAACAGUGAUAACUCUGGGACCAGACAAUUCAAUACUGGGCGAGGAGCAGGUAGCUGUGGAACUGGUCCAAAGAGGUGAUGUUAUAAAGGUUGUCCCUGGUGGCAAGUUUCCUGUGGAUGGAAAAGUAGUGGAAGGUUCCUCAAUGGCAGAUGAAUCUCUCAUUACAGGUGAACCCAUGCCAGUUCUCAAAAGAGCAGGAAGUGUAGUGAUUGCUGGUUCCAUUAAUGCACAGGGGACUUUGCUGAUUCAAGCUACCCAUGUGGGUUCAGAUACAACCUUGUCACAGAUUGUUAAACUAGUGGAGGAAGCACAGACAUCAAAGGCACCAAUUCAGCAACUUGCAGAUAAACUGAGUGGAUAUUUUAUUCCUUUUAUUGUUAUCAUCUCUGUGGUUACUCUCAUCACUUGGAUCAUCAUUGGUUUUGUUAACUUCGACACCAUGAAAACACAUUUGUCGGGCUACAAUAAGAAUAUUUCUAAAGCUGAGCUGAUCGUCAGAUUUGCAUUUCAGACCUCCAUUACAGUUUUGUCUAUUGCAUGUCCAUGUUCGCUGGGACUGGCGACACCAACAGCUGUGAUGGUGGGUACAGGAGUGGGGGCUCUAAAUGGCAUUCUCAUCAAGGGUGGAGAACCACUGGAGAUGGCACACAAGAUAAAAGUGGUGAUGUUUGACAAGACUGGUACAAUUACACAUGGUGUUCCAAAGGUAAUGAGGGUUCUCGUACUGAGAGAUCUAGCUGAACUGCCACUGAAGAAACUGAUUGCAGUUGUUGGCACUGCAGAAGCCAGCAGUGAACAUCCUCUUGGAAAUGCCAUCACUAAAUAUUGUAAAGAAGUGAAGAUAAUACCAGAACUCAGCUUUCAAAAAAACCAAAAAAAAACAAAAGUCUUCUCCCACUCCAUCUUCCUACCACCACCAAUCUCUGUUCCUGCCUUUCCACCCUCAGUUCUACCAGGAAGUGAACUUGGGACAGAUGUGCUUGGGUACUGUACAGACUUUCAGUCUGUUCCAGGCUGUGGCAUUAGCUGCAAAGUUACCAAUAUUGAAACAGUGUUGAUGGAAAGUGAACGAACUCUCAACAAACAAGGGGAAGAAAGCACACAUUUAGUGCAGUUUAAUGACUCACCUGCCACACCGUUCUCACAGAUUACUGAAGGAGAAGGUGCAGUGGCUUCCCAGGUCUAUUCUGUGUCAAUUGGAAACCGGGAGUGGAUGAUGCGUAAUGGAUUACAUGUUGGAAUUGACGUUGAUGAGGCUAUGAUUAAUCAUGAAACAAAAGGACAGACUGCAGUGCUGGUAGCAAUCGAUGGUACACUCUGUGGGAUGAUUGCGAUUGCAGAUACUGUCAAACCCGAAGCAGCCCUGGUUGUGUGCACCUUGCAAAGUAUGGGAGUGAAUGUGGUGCUCCUAACAGGGGACAACUGCAAAACGGCAGCAGCAAUUGCCAGCCAGGUUGGCAUCAAGAAGGUGUUUGCAGAAGUUCUUCCCUCACAUAAAGUAGCCAAAGUUCAGGAGCUUCAGGAUCGGGGUAAAGUAGUUGCAAUGGUUGGAGAUGGGGUGAAUGAUUCACCUGCCUUGGCUAAAGCUGAUGUGGGAAUCGCCAUUGGAACAGGCACGGACGUGGCAAUUGAAGCAGCGGAUGUUGUACUUAUUAGGAAUGACCUCCUGGAUGUUGUGGCUAGUAUCGAUUUAUCAAAAAAGACAGUUCGUCGAAUUAGAAUAAAUUUUAUAUUUGCCUUAAUUUAUAACCUGGUAGGAAUUCCUAUUGCUGCUGGUGUGUUUUUGCCUUUGGGCCUAGUUUUACAGCCAUGGAUGGGUUCUGCUGCAAUGGCUGCUUCCUCUGUUUCUGUGGUCGUUUCUUCAUUAUUGUUAAAACUCUACAAGAAGCCAAAUACAGAAGAACUUGAAUCUCAAGCACAAGGCCACAUGAAGCAGUUUACACCGUCACAAAUUAGUAUUCAUAUAGGAAUGGACAACAGGCAUCCAGACUCUCUGAGGCUCAGGGCCUGGGAACGAUUAAGACGUGUCAGUCGAUUAUCAUUACCAUCUGAUAAGCGAUCAAAUCAGGGUGGAUCUGCUCAUGAAGAACACGAAGAAUGCUCUUUGCUGGUUAGAGAACAAAAUGAAGAGCAUUCCAUCUAAAGAUUUAUGAAGGUUAUGAAUUGAAGAAAUAAAUUUACAAAACCCGUAGUCCAUUCAACCAGGACCUCAUUAAAGGGUCAACAGUAGCUAAAUUGCCCAUCAUGUAUACCCUUAUUUGAUGUUUUCCAUGCAUUUAUACCAAGCUGUUUUAUUGACCUUCAUGUGCUUUAAACUAAAUUGUGUAAGAACAUUUUUUUAAGGUUUAAGUUUGUGAAAAAGACAUUUUGUACUUAAUUAAUGCUACUUAGUCUUUUAAAGUCAGUAGUGCAUAAAACCUCAACAAAGCCUAACAAUUUUGUUAUUUUAGACUUCACACCAUGUACAAUACUGAACAAACAGAAUUCCAUUAAAUGUUAGCUGGUAUAAAUAUCAAUAUCUUUAACGACUACCCUCUUUUAUUUUUAAAACUGCCAAUAACAAUGCUUAUACCUCCCUAUUGUUUUAAGUCACCAGAUGAAAAAUAAUUUGCAUAAACAGUUUAAAUUAGUAUAAACCCAGAGCACACGCAAAAUGCUGGAGGAACUUAACUGCUGAGUUCCUUUGGCAUUUUGUGUGCUGUAAUUGAUUAGCUUCCUGUUUUUAAAACUAAGUUAAAUCUUUUAUUCACCAUUCCUCAUUUCCGAACAAAAUCUGGGAACCAUACAGUUGAGAAAAACAUCUGAUGAGUUCUUUACUGACUGAAUUGUGCUUGCUAAUGGUUGGUACCUGGGCUGAACAAAGGUGAAGUUACCAAGUUCAGAAAUGUACUCAGCAUCCACUGACAAAAGCAUCUUAAAGCAUCCUCACUCCUAGAUUCAAUUAUCCUUGACUUGAAUCCACAACAAAUUAUUUAGUUCAUCCUCACCUUCAUCUCGGACAGACAUGUAAUCAUAAAGGCCAUGGCCCAAGUGAAGAACAAGGUCUUAUGGUAGUGGUGGCAAAAUCUUUCUGAGAGCAUGUGCACAAAUUGGCGAUAUUCUUCUAAAAAUUUCUCUUGCAGGCUAUGCUAAUUUUGAGCAGAGAUUAUGAUUAAUUAAUGAAUUAGUAAAUAAUUAUGGAUGUUCUAAGGAAAAAAGAUGAGGUCUAUUUACGUUUUGCGCUGUACUUUUAAAAAAAACUCCUUCAUGUGCUUUCACAAGUAGGUAGUCAUUUCAGAUCUGUUUAAAACUUCCUUGUUGCCACUGUU